Molecule: messenger RNA, 361 nt
Organism: Aspergillus pseudonomiae
Lineage: Eukaryota; Fungi; Ascomycota; Eurotiomycetes; Eurotiales; Aspergillaceae
Exons: 1
Coding region: 6-281 (91 amino acids)
Source: RefSeq, a predicted model, not a curated record
GCGAAAUGCAAGCACGCCCAUCUCCCGUAAAUCACGCUUUGCAGCACUCUGUAACUGCGUGUCAGCGGUGUAGAGAUCAGAAAGUGAGCUAUCUCUCGUCUUUGCUUGAAUUGUCGUCAUAUGAUGCUGAGCUCUUGAAUCAUUGUUUUAGGUCAAAUGUAGUCGGGAAUGUCCUGCAUGCGCCCGGUGCCAGCGGCUACAGGCCGAUUGUACAUAUCCCAGCCCCCCAGUCCGCCGUGGUCGGAGGUUGCGCCGCAGCUCCCGGGGCGUGCGUCGUGUAGGUGGCCAGAGUACCGAACAACUCUCCCAACGCCGUAUUAUCGUGAGCACUGUCGGCGAAUCCGCUGAUGCUCAAGACUCA